Messenger RNA from Lepisosteus oculatus (spotted gar), 2516 nucleotides. RefSeq names its product cilia and flagella associated protein 206 (gene cfap206). The record is from RefSeq and is a predicted model, not a curated record. Gene Ontology annotation, cellular component: axoneme; ciliary basal body. Gene Ontology annotation, biological process: regulation of flagellated sperm motility; regulation of cilium beat frequency; sperm axoneme assembly. Lineage: Eukaryota; Metazoa; Chordata; Actinopteri; Semionotiformes; Lepisosteidae.
GUUUACAAGCGGAAUAUACGCGUUUACGUAGGGUUUCAUUCAUUCAGUUCCCAGAUUUUCUAAUGGUUUUCAACUCGCAACGCAGUAAAAAUCUGUAAUAAGUAUUUUAUUGCUAUAAUCGUUGUAAAGCUCUACAUUAAAGGAUGAGAACGGAAUCGACAAAAAAAAAACUUCUUGCUGGGUAGCCAUAGCAACCGUCCAGUAAACAGGGGACCUGCUGCAGAGACCAGGUGAUGAGUCGGGCACAACCUUGAAUUGGCUUCAAAACACAUCAAACGAACCUCGUCUCGAGUCGAGAAGCCACAUCUAGCAGAAGAAUCAGCCUAACUCUUGAAGAUGUCACGCGCACAGGCUGAGAGUGUCAUCAAAAACAUUAUUCGUGAAAUCGCUCAAGAAUGUGCUGGCAAAGGACAGGCCGUGUCCGAAACACUGGUGGCUUUUAUGGUAAAAGCGGUUGUUUUGGAUCCAAGGAAUGAAUUUAACAUUGAUCGAACUCUUACAAAACAAGAUGUACAGAAAUUAAUCAAGCUUUGCGUGGAUAGACUUUUGGAUCAAAAAAGCCCAUCUCUUGAUACAGUCAAAAUGCAGGUUUAUUUUGACAUGAAUUACACAACCCGACGUGAGUUCCUGGAGGAGAACCAGCGCGUGCUGCAGUCCAGGCUGGCGCCGGCGAGCCGAGAGAUCACAGACAGCCGCGCCCGGAGCCGCGAGGAGCUGGAGAGCCUCUACCGCAAGAUCGUCAGCUACGUCCUGCUGCGCUCGGGCCUGGGCUCUCCCACCGACAUCAACACCGUGCGGGAGGCCACAGCUGCCCUGCAGAGUGUGUUCCCUCAGUCUGAGCUGGGCUCUUUCCUGGCCCUCAUCAAGCGGGAUAAAGAACAGCAGAUGAGUGAGCUCACCAUGAUUGUCACAGGCAUCCGCCUCUUCAACAGGGACAGCGGGAAGGGAGGGGAAGGCAUUGAGGACAUGCCUGCAAUCCUAAAUGAGGCCAUUCCGGCCACCAGCAAGCACAUUGAGUCAGAGCUAAAGGUGACGCAGAAUCUGGCGUAUCAGUACACGGCCAUACUGGAGCAGCUGGACCACACAGAGGGUGCAGGGAGCAGUCAUAGUGUCCAGCCAGAUGUCUUGAAACAGGCCUUAUAUAAUGUUCGACAGCAUGAAUCAUUUUUAAACAUCAUCCUGGCUGAUGUGGUGACAUGCGCAAAGCAAGUGGAAUCUCUGCAGAGACAGCUUGGAGUUCAGAUGAAUGAGCUGAAAUCCACAGUGCGAGCUAAGAUUGCUGUUCCCACUGCACAGGUUUAUCCCCAUUUCACAGCUAUCUCGAAGUUAUGGUCAGGGCUGCAGGACGAGAUGGUGCUGUUAAGUGUUCUCAGUAACAUGGUGGCCAGCCUGCAGCCCUUCCUGGAGACUCAAGCCCAGCUCCUUCCAGACUCCCUCCUGGAGCCCCUGCUAGAAGGCCUGGAGGUACAGAGUGAUGAGCAGAGAAUGAUCCAGUCUUCAGGAAACCGUAUCAUUGCUAGUGAGCAUAAAAACCAAGACUGGCUUUUUCCUGAGACGACAGCUAACUUUGAUAAGCUGCCUCUUCAGUACAGGGGAAUUUGUGGCUACACUCUAGUGAAGAAGAAUGGUCUCUUGUUGCCAGGUAAUCCAGAUAUUGGAAUUUUGAAACACAGGGAUAAAUACUACAUCUUUAGUUCCAUGGAGGCAGCAUGUGGAUUUGCUGAAGAUCCAGAAGGGUAUAUAGCUCUGGUUGCAGAAAGGGCUAAGCAAUCUGCAGAGCUGAUACACCUCUUAGAGCUCCAUCACCAGUUUUCCUCCGUAACUCCUUAUUCAGAGAUGAAAUCUGGGGAGAAGCUGCUGGUAAAACCAAUUACAAAAAGUGAGAGUGGCACCCAGACAGACACCCAUUUUGUGGAAACGAACAUUGUGAAGUCUUAUGAAUGGAAUGAAUGGGAGCUGAGAAGAAAGGCAAUCAAGUUGGCCAAUUUGCGUACUAAAGUAACCCACUCGAUGCAGACGAAUCUCAGCCACAUGAGAAGGGACAACAUUAGCCAGGUGUACCUCCCCAAGCAGGCUGCCUGCCAGACUAAGAGAGAUAAUGUGACCAAUGUACCCAAGCCAAGGGUGUACCUGGCUGGCCUGCGUGGAGGCAAUACCAAAACAACACACAUGGUCAAAACCAACUUGACAAGAGGAGUGGAUGAAUAAAAUACAGUUUUUGGUGCUAUAAAAGUAAUCACUCCUGGCAUUAUUUCAAUGAUGUUAAAAUAUUAUAACAUGUUUUGAACAGAAUAUAAAAAAAUACUUGUUUUAUAAAUACUACAUUAGUGUAUGUACAAUGGACUGGUUUCACAGAUCCCUAUUAGCACUAGUUCUGGAUUAAUGGUUUACCUAUAGUAACAUUAGUUUGUCCAAAAUCUGUCAUUUUGGACUACCUAAUGUUACUAUAGGUAAACCAUUAAACCAGCUAAUCUGGAUCAGUGAAACUACUCCCACAAGUAUGCAAACAAAAUAAA